This is a messenger RNA of Condylura cristata (star-nosed mole), 2640 nucleotides long. It is a transcript of the gene LARP1, whose product is annotated as La ribonucleoprotein domain family, member 1. Gene Ontology annotation, cellular component: cytosol; cytoplasmic stress granule. Gene Ontology annotation, molecular function: RNA cap binding. The transcript has 11 exons. Gene Ontology annotation, biological process: positive regulation of translation; mRNA stabilization. The record is from RefSeq and is a predicted model, not a curated record. Bases 1 to 1953 code for a protein of 650 amino acids. NCBI's taxonomy places the organism in Eukaryota, Metazoa, Chordata, Mammalia, Eulipotyphla, Talpidae.
AUGUCUGAGCUCGCCCUUCUCUCCGUCACAGCCUCUUCCCGAGGAGCCUUCGGUGGGAGGAGAGCGAGUGCCUGGGUGGGCUCUGCGUCACCCUGUCUCCCUUCUUGUCCCACAGAACAUUCUGCUCCUGCCAAGGUGGUGAGGGCAGCCGUCCCUAAACAGCGCAAAGGCAGCAAGGUUGGUGACUUCGGAGACGCCAUCAACUGGCCCACCCCAGGAGAGAUCGCCCACAAGAGCGUGCAGCCGCAGCCCAAGUCCCAGCCCGCACGGAAACCGCCGCCCAAAAAGGACAUGAAGGAGCAGGAGAGAGAAGGGGGCGAGAGUAAGGAGAGCCCGAAGGCCAAGUCGGACGAGUCUGGGGAGGAGAAGAAUGGGGACGAGGACUGCCAGCGAGGGGGGCAGAAGAAGAAAGGUGGGUGUCGGGCCCGUCUGAGCCGGCCGGGGAGCCGGAGCCACGGGGAGUCCACGACGGGCGGAGCGUGGCGGGGGCGGCAGCCGCAGCGCUGCUCCGCCUCAUGGCGCGGUUUCCCCGCAGCCCACUUCGACUACCAGUUCGGCUACCGGAAGUUCGACGGUGCGGAGGGUCCUCGCACCCCCAAGUACAUGAACAACAUCACCUACUACUUCGACAACGUCAGCAGCACGGAGCUCUACAGCGUGGACCAGGAGCUGCUGAAGGACUACAUCAAGCGCCAGAUUGAGUACUACUUCAGCGUGGACAACCUGGAGCGAGACUUCUUCCUGCGGCGGAAGAUGGACGCUGACGGCUUCCUCCCCAUCACGCUCAUCGCUUCCUUCCACCGCGUGCAGGCCCUGACCACUGACAUCGCCCUCAUCUUUGCGAAGUCCGAGGAGCCCCGGCCGCCCCACCCGGCCUCCCUGCCUCCGCAGCCGCCCUCGCAGCCGCCGCCGUCCAGGGAGCAGGACGAGCAGGAGGAGCUGGAUUUCCUGUUUGACGAGGAAAUGGAGCAGAUGGACGGGCGGAAGAACACCUUCACCGCCUGGUCUGACGAGGACUCCGACUACGAGAUCGACGACCGGGACGUCAACAAGAUCCUCAUCGUCACGCAGACGCCCCCGUACAUGCGCCGGCACCCCGGGGGCGACCGCACUGGCAACCACACCUCCCGCGCCAAGAUGAGCGCCGAGCUGGCCAAGGUCAUCAACGACGGGCUCUUCUACUACGAGCAGGACCUGUGGACCGAGAAGUUCGAGCCCGAGUAUUCCCAGAUCAAGCAAGAGGUCGAGAACUUCAAGAAGGUCAACAUGAUCAGCCGGGAGCAGUUCGACACGCUAACGCCCGAGCCCCCCGUGGACCCCAACCAGGAGGUCCCUCCCGGGCCGCCCCGCUUCCAGCAAGAGCGCAAGCGCCUGGGCAUCGGGCAGUCCCAGGAGAUGAACACCCUCUUCCGCUUCUGGUCCUUCUUCCUCCGCGACCACUUCAACAAGAAGAUGUACGAGGAGUUCAAGCAGCUGGCCCUGGAGGACGCCAAAGAAGGCUACCGGUACGGCCUGGAGUGCCUUUUUCGAUACUACAGUUACGGCCUGGAGAAGAAGUUCCGGCUGGAUAUAUUCAAGGACUUCCAGGAGGAAACCGUGAAGGACUACGAAGCUGGCCAGCUCUACGGGCUGGAGAAGUUCUGGGCCUUCUUGAAGUACUCCAAAGCCAAAAAUUUGGACAUCGACCCCAAGCUUCAAGAAUACCUCGGCAAAUUCCGACGUCUCGAGGACUUCCGAGUAGACCCCCCCAUGGGUGAAGAGGGCAGCCACAAGCGACCCCCGGCGGCAGCAGGGUCCGGCAGCGGCGAGGGCCGAAAGCGGUGCCCCUCCCAGUCCUCCAGCCGGCCCGCCGCCCUGGCUGGCCAGCCCCCCACACUGCCCGCCGGCCAGCCCGUCCGGGAAGAUGCCAAAUGGACAAGCCAGCACUCAGACACACAGACUUCGGGAAAGUGAAAAGCCCCUCGACCAGGGGUCUGGGGGCGGGGGGAGGGUGGGGGUGGGCCGGCGUCCACGGGGGCCCGGCCCCAGGAGAGGGAGCAGAGAAGGGCAGGCCUGGGGCCGUCGGGGGCCGCGUGCCGUCUGUGCGCGCCAUCGGGACUGCCCACGCCCGGCGGCAGGAGCCCCCAGCCUCCCCUCCCUGGCGCCUCACGUCCACCGUCUGCUGAGGGGGAGGGGAGGGGGAGGUUUUUAAUAUAUAUAUAUACAUAUAUAUAUAUAUAUCAAGUUUUAAAUUAUUGAUAGUAUGUCUGGAUUACCAAAAUCACUCUGCAGCCCUGCCUGCAGCCGGCAGGCCACCCCGGCCCCACCCGUGGCCUCCUGCUCCUCCAGCCAACUAUGCACCCGCAGAAGGCCCUGGGGGCCAUGGCCGCGCCCCGGCCCCGGGAGCACCGGCCCCUGGCCAUCGGGGCUCGCCAUCACCACGUCCUCUCCCUGCCGCCCCACCACGCCCUUCUGCCACCUGGGAGAAGGAAACCAAAGGAUCUGAACGGGCUGGUGGCUUCGGCCUCGGCCCCUCCCCCGCGCCCAAGCCCAGAGACGCUGCUCAUCCCAGAAGACUAUUGAAAGAGGAUUUAUUUUAUUUUUCUCUGAUCUUUCCAUCCUUGAAAAAGUGGGAAAACAAGCAAACAAAAAAAGGACAAA